CAGCAUUCGCAGUCUCUUUGCUUCCGAACCAGGCGACGACGAACAUGCUGCUGCGCCGCCAUUCCGCGCUGCUCCGCGCUCCGCGGGCGAUGGCUGCCCGCUGGGCCUCGACGUACGAGAAGAGCAACGAAGGCGCGCUCGAGCUCAUGCGCGAGACGUCCCGCAUGGAGCGCGAGGUGCUGCUGCCGCUCAACGACAAGCUCUGCGGGCCGCUCAACCGCGCAGUCGAGGACCGCCUGCCCGCGCUGCCGUUUGUCUUCCUCCUCGGCAACCACUCGAGCGGCAAGUCGUCCUUCAUCAACCACAUCCUCAAGCGCGAUAUCCAGACGACGGGCGUCGCGCCCACAGACGAUGGCUUCACCAUCAUCUCGAACGGGUCGGCCGACUACGACCAGGACGGACCGGCGCUCAUUGGCGACCCGGACUUGGGCUUCUCAGGCCUGCGCCAGUUCGGCCCCAACUUGAUCCAGAAGACGAACCUCAAGAUCCGCGCCGAGAUUCCCAUGGGCAACAACUUUAUGAUGGUCGACAGUCCGGGUAUGAUCGACAGCCCGGCGUCGCUCAACAUGCGCUCCGAGACGGACCGCGGCUACGACUUCCCCAAGGUCGUCCAGUGGUACGCCGAGCGCGCGGACGUCAUCUUGCUCUUCUUCGACCCGGACAAGCCGGGCACGACGGGCGAGACGCUCUCGAUCCUCACCAACUCGCUCGUCGGCAUGGACCACAAGCUCCACAUCGUGCUCAACAAGGUCGAUCAGUUCAAGAAGAUCCACGACUUUGCGCGUGCGUACGGCAGCCUGUGCUGGAACCUCUCCAAGGUCAUCCCGCUCAAGGAUCUCCCGCGCAUCUACACCAUGUGUAUCCCCGUCAAGGACUCGCAGACGGGCGCGCGUACGACCGAGACCGGCCUCGGCUCGGCCCUCGACGACCUCGAGGCCUCGCGCGAAGAAGUCAUCAACGCCGUCAUGCGCGCCCCGGAGCGCCGCGCCGACAACCUCAUCACGCGCCUCUACGACAGUGCGCGCAUGCUCGAGAUGCAUGCGACCGUCUUUGAGGCGGUCCGUGCCCAGUACUCGCGUGAAAAAUGGAGCCGCUGGGCGGUGACGAGCUCGGCGCUCGUGGGCGGUAACGCGCUCGCGGCCUCGGCCUUUGUGAGCGGCAUGCCCGAAGUCGCGGCGGCGGUCUCGGUUGCAUCGCUUGUGUCGGCGUCGGGCCUCUCGUGGUACAACCGCAACCACCUCUCGGACCUGGAAAAGGACUUGCUGAGCGAAGAGGGCUUGACGCACCACUUCCGGCGCAUUUACGGUCGCCAGCUUGCGGAGAAGGACGAAUUUGUGUUUUCGAUUUGGCGCCGCGUGCUGCCGAGCCUUCAAGUCGCACUGGCGACGCUCGGGUUCCAGAACCUCCCCAAGGUCAAGGCCAACGACAUCCACGAGCUCCAGAAGAUCAUUGCGCAGGACAUCCCGCGCCUGCGCCGCCAGGCCGCGCCGACGGAAAACAGCGUCGCGCACCAAGUCGCAAAGCUCCUCCGUGGCUACUAGAUGCUAGCAACGAGAUGUAUAUAAUCCUGGAGAAUUAGAGACGGUUUUGUGCGCCAGAGUGUCCCCAC
Saprolegnia diclina VS20 is the source of this 1609-nucleotide messenger RNA. RefSeq lists its product as hypothetical. The transcript has 5 exons. The record is from RefSeq and is a predicted model, not a curated record. Lineage: Eukaryota; Oomycota; Saprolegniomycetes; Saprolegniales; Saprolegniaceae. The coding region runs from base 45 to 1541 and encodes 498 amino acids.